Messenger RNA from Hydractinia symbiolongicarpus, 2602 nucleotides. RefSeq lists its product as uncharacterized. The transcript has 3 exons. The coding region runs from base 224 to 838 and encodes 204 amino acids. The record is from RefSeq and is a predicted model, not a curated record. Lineage: Eukaryota; Metazoa; Cnidaria; Hydrozoa; Anthoathecata; Hydractiniidae. Gene Ontology annotation, cellular component: membrane.
GCAAAGUUAAAAUUUAUUUUUAAAAGCCAAUCAGAAUGUAAUUCUGGCCUGUAUAGGGUUAAAUUUAGCCUAAUGCUGACCUAAGGUUCGUCAUUGCAAUUUAAAUCUAUGGUAAUUAUUUAUCUUGACUCUUGUAAUAAUAAAAAUAAUCAUUUAUCUUAACUUUUGUAAUAAUAACAAUAAUUUGAUACUCGUAAAAUUUGCAGUACAUAAAUAUUCAAAAAUGGCAAACGCUACCCCUAUGAUUGUUUUGGUUAUAACUUUCUUGGCUCUACUUGUGGCACUGGCUGGAAUUUCUGCAGGAGCUGCUGGAUAUUCCUGGUGGAAGACUGAAACACCAAUAGAAGAGGAAAUAGGUUUGUGGCGUACAUGCACCGAAAAAACAAAUUGUUAUAACAGAGAAGAAAUAUUGGAAUUUAGUGACAAGAACAAAGAAAAAGACAUAACCCUUACACUUCUUCUGUGUGGAGGUUUGUUUGCUGUUCUGGCGACAUGGAGUGCUUUAUGUCUGUGUUGCUGCAAAGGCAGUUAUAGUGGAUGGAUAUGUGGAUCAGUAUUGGUACUCAACUUUUCAUUUAUAGCAGCUGCUGCAAAUUUCGGUGCCGUAAUAUACGCUGAAAUAGAAUUUAAAGACACUUGGAAUACUUCCGAUCAUGGAUGGUCUGCUAUUUCAGCUUGGAUUGGCGCAGCAAUGUGCUUUUUUGCUUUUGUGAUGGGUAUUGUGUUAACGUGUUUAUCGCCAACUAACCGAAGACCUACAUCAUAUAGACAUAACUUGGAAGGACCUUAUUACAACCAAGGUAUGCAGAUGAAUGAACAAGGUUACCAACAAAAAUAAAAAUGCAUACCUAUGCAUUUUUAAGCGUGUUUAAAAGACAUUAGAUUUUUAGAAAGUUGAAUAUUUAUUUCUAUCAUGCCCAAAUGAUGAUUAACAUAAAUUUUUUUGUCAGAUGGCACUCGUUUGCUCGUCCCGGGAUAUUUUUAUGUUAAUCAAUUCACCUUGUACAGGUCUAAAAUUACUGAUGACGGAAAAUGUUUGCUAUUACUUAAAUAUGACAUCAUAAUUUAUGUAGCAUAAUUAAAUCUGAAAUUUUUUAAAUGUGAAUAACUUGAAAAAAAGAGUUUUUUAAAAAAAUUUAAGAAGACUUGUUAACCAACUUUUAAGCUCUAUCAUAUAAGUUCAACAUCAUUUUAUACCUCGGGUUCCUUUAACUUAAGAUUUUGUCAACAAAAAUCUUAAAAUUUCAUCUCGAAAACGAUUGAGACCUUGCAGUUGUUUCAUCAGCAAACAUGGAGAAACACCAGAAAAGAUACAAAUAGGGCAAGUGUGUUACAAAAGAUAAUACAAGAAAACCGUCCAGUUUGAUUACACAUUCGUAUUGUACACAUACUUUAUACUUAAAUAUUGUAUUGAUUAUGUUUAUAUAUCUUGUAUCUAUGGCAACGUUCUUGUUUAUAUAGACCUGUUGUAUAAUUUUUAUUUUACUUAAAAAUGGGUGUAUGACACCCGAAAACGUCGUAAAAUGUUGUUUUAAUUUGUACACAUGGAUGUCCAAGUUUUAACAUAAAAUAUUGUCAAUCGAAUUUCUAAUGUCUCAUGUAAAAACAACAAGAACUGAAGCGGCUUGAACACUCACACAACAAUAUGGUGAUAAAUAAUUAAAAUGUAUUCAUUCAAAUAUAAAAUAUACAAUAAUAAAAUUUGGUAUAAAAUAUUAAGGCACAAACUUAGAGAAAGAGAUGAUGAUAAAUUGAAUCAUAUUAAAAGUUAUGACUAUUUUUCGAUAACUGAGAUAUGGCUGGAGUGCACACAACUCGAGUCAAUUUCAAACAUUAUAACAUUGUCAACAUACAGUAAAUCAAAACAAUCAUUUCAAAACAAUGAACACCCUCAUUUGAUGCGAGAUAUCUCGAAAUUCGAAUAGAAUAUAUAUCUACUGGUUUCAUUAUUUUGGGUUUAGUAUAUAAAGAUACAUGAUAAUAAGAAAACAACAACAAAAAACGCUGCUAUACGCAAAAAAACAAUACAUAAACAAAAAAUUUUGGUCAAUAUAGCGCGCUAUUUGUGGUGGCCUUGAUUUUGAUACUAUUUGCACCCUUUUCAACUUUUCGUUACCACCAUGACAGUACGCAGCCCAUACCAAAUCACACAUUUCUACGAAUGUGUGAAAUAAUAAAAGAAAUUCAUUUUUUCCCAAAAAGAAUUUAGAUAUAAACACAUAGUUUUAGCUUGUUUUAUUAUGUUAUUUUUUUUUUCUUAUCGUUAUUUUAACUGUAUUUUGUACUGUAUUAAUGUAUUUCAAGGCAUGUUGGAUAUUAAAAAUAUAUAAAUAUUCUGGUGUGCUAUAAGUAUUUAAUUAGCACAAGUUGAUAAAUUUCAGUAGUAAUUAAAUGAUGAAUCAAAAGAUGAGCAAUAUAACAAGAAAUUAUCCUUUUGAUUUCUAACUGUUUUUUUAUUGUUAGCUAAUAUUUUGUUUACGUUGGCAGGGCUGAAAUACUUUAAUAAUUUUUUGCAAUAGAUAACAAUAAGUUAAAAAAUUAUUGGAAUAGAUGUUUAAUGUCGAAGAACAUACUUUCAAAAUAAAUGUCCACAACACGAAAA